Messenger RNA from Giardia duodenalis, 399 nucleotides. RefSeq names its product Sybindin-like family protein. Gene Ontology annotation, cellular component: TRAPP complex. Lineage: Eukaryota; Fornicata; Diplomonadida; Hexamitidae. Gene Ontology annotation, biological process: endoplasmic reticulum to Golgi vesicle-mediated transport. Bases 1 to 399 code for a protein of 132 amino acids. The record is from RefSeq and is a predicted model, not a curated record. The transcript has a single exon.
AUGCAGCAGGUCUACUUGAUCAACAGCUCGGGGUCUCUCAUGUACAGCUACUCUACUAUCAAGAACCUAGACUCUAACGACCAUAUCGCGCUAGCUUCGACGUAUUUCAGCCUGUCAAUAAUGUCUAAUGAAUGCAGUCCAAGAGAGCCCUGCACCUCUGGGCUACGUGAAAUAGGAACAACAGCAGGGAGCAUCGCGUGCUUGGAAACUCCAACUGGAAUUCGUUUGAUUGCGGCAGCAGCGAAGCAUGUGCCUAUUGUGCGGCUUCACCAGUUUCUUCGGGAUCUAUAUCGUUUAUAUGCAGACUUUGUGGUCAAGAAUCCCUUCUUUGUUCCUAAUCAGCUUAUCCGUGCAGCAAAAUUUGAGAAGGGAGUCCAGAGACUGGUGCAAGGGAUUUAG